Molecule: messenger RNA, 5091 nt
Organism: Phycodurus eques (leafy seadragon)
Lineage: Eukaryota; Metazoa; Chordata; Actinopteri; Syngnathiformes; Syngnathidae
Gene: camkvb
Product: CaM kinase-like vesicle-associated b
Exons: 11
Coding region: 184-1449 (421 amino acids)
Biological process (GO): peptidyl-serine phosphorylation
Cellular component (GO): intracellular anatomical structure
Molecular function (GO): ATP binding; calcium/calmodulin-dependent protein kinase activity; calmodulin binding
Source: RefSeq, a predicted model, not a curated record
UGCACAGCGGCACAACAGAUGGUGCGCUAUACACUACUACAGCAUAUCUUUUGCUUUUGAACAACUCAUUGUACACACCUUACACACAUUUGGUAUAUAGAAAGGUUCAUUGCGAGGGAAAAACUCGACUUUUAACUCGUGAUCCUUUCAAGACAGAAUUUGGUGUCAAGGUCAGGAGUGGCCAUGCCAUUUGGCUGUUUAACAAUCGGCGAAAAAAAGGAUUACCACAGUCCUUCAGACGUGACGGACAAGUAUGACAUGGGUCAAAUUGUUAAAUCGGAGGAGUUCUGUGAGAUAUUCAGAGCCAAGGACAAAAAUACGAUGAGAAUGUACACAUGCAAAAAGUUCCUCAAGAAGGAUGGAAGGAAGGUGCGCAAAGGUGCAAAAAAUGAAAUCCUCAUCUUAAAGAUGGUGAAGCAUCCCAAUAUUCUCCAACUGGUGGAUGUCUUUGAGACUAAAAAGGAAUACUUCCUCUUUCUUGAGCUUGCAACAGGCAGAGAAGUGUUCGACUGGAUCCUGGAUCAAGGCUAUUACUCAGAGCGGGAUACCAGCAAUGUGGUGCGCCAGGUCUUGGAAGCUGUCGCCUACCUCCACUCCCUGCACAUUGUUCACAGAAAUCUUAAGUUGGAGAACUUGGUUUACUACAACCGCUUGAAGCACUCUAAAAUAGUCAUCAGUGACUUCCAUCUUGCCAAACUGGAGAAUGGAUUAAUCAAAGACCCCUGUGGGACUCCAGAGUAUUUGGCGCCGGAGGUGGUUGGCAGACAGCGAUACGGUCGGCCUGUGGACUGCUGGGCAACAGGUGUCAUAAUGUACAUUCUACUGUCGGGCAACCCUCCUUUCUAUGAUGAGAGUGAUGAGGAUGAUUAUGAAAAUCAUGAUAAGAACCUGUUCCGAAAGAUCCUUGCAGGCGAUUAUGAGUUUGACUCUCCAUACUGGGAUGAGAUCUCAGAUUCAGCUAAGAGUCUGGUUGCACGUCUGAUGGAGGUGGAUCAAGACCAGAGACUGACGGCUCAGGAGGCUAUAAACCAUGAAUGGAUCUCUGGUGGUACAGCUUCAGAUAAAAACAUCAAGGAAAACGUAUGUGCGCAAAUAGAGAAGAACUUUGCAAGAGCCAAAUGGAAGAAAGCUGUGCGGGUCACCACAAUCAUGAAGAGACUGAGAGCAACUGAGCAAAGUAACACAAAGGUCUCCAGUCCGGCAGCCAGCGCCACAGCGGACCCCGCAGCUCCCGAGGCUGCCGCAGACCCCUCUGCACCUUCACCUGCUGCCGCCACACCACAGGAAGUGGUCACGGAGAUAAACAAGCCACUUCUAGAGGCCGUAGAUGAGGCAGAGCAACAGCUGCCGAACCCACCGCCGCAGGAAGCAGAGCCCGUAUCUCGCUGCAAUGGAGAUACUGUGGCUCCGCUCAAUGUAGGCAAUGAUGUGGGGGAUGAACAGGGAUAAGCCCCCCUUUGUCCUUACUGCUGUGACCUCUGCAUACCUGACAACUCCUGCACACUGUACAUUAGCUGCUAGCAUGGUGACACUGACUCUGCUUCUUACUUGCAGCAUUAUUAUCAUCUGGAGGCUGUGUGCUACCUUUACUGAGUGCUCUGCGUUGCAUCAGCAUUCUAUUUAAACGAAUUGCAUCUUAUUUUCCUAGCCCCCAGUGUACAACAGAUUCUAUGAAAUAUUAAUUAAUAAUAGUUCGAAGGGGAAGAACAGAUUUGCUGUCAAGUUGUGGCUUAACAAAGACUUUCUGUUAUGUCUCUCAAAUCAGUGAUGAUUCCUUUUUAAAAGCAGACUUGGGAAAUAUCUCUCUGCCAGCAUUUGUUCUUUAAAACGGACAAAGGUUUAAACUUGAUAAUGUUAACGCCACGUACCCCCGUGACCCGAAUAAGGGAGGUUGUUCUGUCAUAUCCACAGUACCUAACAGUUACUAUACGUUGGACAAUGCUGGAAUAGCCGAAUAUUUGGCCCCUGUGUGACCUCACACAAAAGCACAAAAGAAGAAAAACAGUUUGGUCCUUUGCUUACUCCCUGAUCAGGAAAGAACCUCAUAGUUGUAGGUCUAAACAUGGAGAACUUUGUAGAAGUAGCUGAAAAAGCAUGCAUUCUCACUUGUUGCUGUUUAUUUUGCAUUUACAGUGGAUAGAAAAAGUCGACAGAUCACUUUUCAAAUGAUAUAUAUUUGUGAAAUUAAAAAUGACACUAAGAUAAACCAUUUCAAAAUCGUUUCCACCAUUAAUGUGACCUAUAGCCUGUACAACUCAAUUGAAAAACAGUUUUAAAAAAAAAACAACUUUAAAAAAUGUGCUCGCAAAAAUGUGCACAGUCGCUUGUAAUUGGGAUGGAGCUGUGGUCACAAUCAACCAAUCACUUAAUGGUUCAGCCCACACCUGCCACCAUGUAAAGUGCCUGCCCCUUAACCCAAAAUAACACAUACCACAACAACACAUUUUCCGACGUGUUUGGGGAAUUUUGUUAAGGUCCGACGAAACCAACAAACUUUUUGGCCAUAAUUCCAAACGGUACAUUUGGUGCAAAUGCACCACUGGAGUGAAGCACCUUUUGACUUCUGCUAGAAAGUAAAAAAAAAAAAAAAAAAGCACCCUAACCCUAACCACUAGAAUUUGAACCUGAAAUUUAUUAGGGGUUGAUUAGAGGCCCUUUAAUUGGUUAGUGCUGCCUAUUUAAUAGCAGUUUCAAUGUGAUGGGUUAACUCUGAACACAGCCACAUCUCCAGUUUUAAGCAGGUGUGCAGACUUGUGCAACCACACCAUUUCAGUUGUUUAACUUCCCCUCUCGAAAAGAUAAUUUGUUUUCCAAUUGAUUGAUCCAUAUUUUUUUUAUACCACAAAAUCCUGGCAUCUGAACAGGGGUGUGUAAACUUUUAUAUCCACUGUACACAGCCACUUGGUGGUUAAAGACACACUGGUUCCAACUUUACACCUGACACAUGCCGUGUUGAAACUGUUUUAAGAGUGUCCUUCACUCUAUGUGCUGUUUUAUUUUGUGCCCCACUUCAUGUUCAUGUUUGCCUUAUAAAAUAUGAGCAGUAUUCAUCACGUGGCAGUUCUAUGCAGUUAAAUUACUUUGUAGCUUUUCUUUGCUAAAAGCACCACAGUAGACUUAAUGACAUCACAACUGAUCAUAUUUGAGAGAGUUAUUGUUUUGCUGCAUCCCAGUUUGCCUUGGUCUACACUUUGCAUUGGGGUAUUUACUCCUGUGCCACAACGUCUUAAUCACACAUUUGUUAUAGUAAUAGUAGUAAUCAAUAUCAAUGCAUGUGUACCAUUUCUUGUCAAUGGUACCUAUAAGCAUUAAUAAUGAUGAACGGAAGGAGUGGAAAUUGCGGUAUAUUUGACAAGCUGCAGAAACAGGGAUUCAUGAGGUCCUUUGGAUUGUCCAUGUUACUGUUGGAAGUUUGUAGUCCCUGCCAGCUGCCACUUGGCCAUUAAAUCAAUAGGAGACUGUUUAAUUGCGUGUGUGUGUGUGUGUGCGUGCGUGCGUGUCUGCCUGCAUGUCACAAGUGGAUUUUAUGUGGUGUUGGUGUGGAGGCAAAAAAGGUGGAGCCAAAUUCAGGGAAGGAGGAGAAACGAGCCAGGGGAGGAGGCAUAUCACCCCCCCCCAAAAAAAAAAAAAAAUCAAUAAAAAAUUCAAAAACCAAAACGGAAACAAGGCACAUUGGAUAUUCAAAACACUAAAUUAAUUAACUCCACCUCCCCCCCCCAAAAAAAACUAUUCCAAGUAACAAACAAAAAUGGGGAGUAAACUCCCCACGACGACAGAAACGUGACAUAUGGCGUCAAUGAUCUCACAUCGAUUGAAAGAAACCAGGGAACGAAAUACAAGCAAAUUGACGAGACAAUGAGGCACAUAUGGACAAGACUCAAGUGGCUCGAGGAAGCCCAUUGGUAGACACAAGGAGCAGGGUUGAUGAGAACUGCUGGGGACGAAAACCUAACGAGUAGACACGACAAAAAGGGACACAGGCAAAACAUGACAUUACAUGAAAUAAAAACUAAAUCUCAUCAAAACAAAGUCAACAACAACAGAAAUCAUGACAGUGUGUGUAAGUAUGUAACAAAAAAAAAAAAAAAAAAAAAGGCUGAAGGCUGAUGGACACAAUGACAGAAUUUACUCUGCAUGGUUCAAGUGACAAAAAAAAAAAAAAAGUAACACAAAUUGGAUAUGUGUCAACUAAAUAGGAGUGGAUAUCCUUAGAUUUGAAUCAGGCCUCUUCCAAAUGUGGAAAUCUGCAGCGUGAAUGGACUGAUCAGGUAUACGACGUUGAUGCCAUCGAAAUACACCGAUUUAUAUACACUUGUGUCUGCCCAAACAAUGCAAAUAAACACUUUAAAAUGUGUACAUUGAAAGCAGAGACAAUUACAUAUGGUCUAAUUAAGGCACAUCAGAGGUGUAUGAAUGAUUAAUUGAGAAAAAUGAUUGAUGACGGCAGCUCGGGAAGUACAAUGUACCUCCGCAUAUUCGCAAGUUCACCUUUUCACAGAUAUUUGGGGGGAACAUAUACGGUGCGUGUGCGUGCAAAUAUGUUGUUAUGCCUGUGUCCCCAGUUGUUCUUCUGUGUUGAAAUACGAUUCUAUCGGAAACAAACGGCGACAUACAAAAUGUGCGCAUUUUUUUCCAUAAUCUAGAAUUAAUGAAGAAAUAUGUAUUUUAGAUAAAAAUGACACAAGAUUUGUUAAGAUUUCAAAGUGAUUUGUUGCUGCAAAGCCAUAUUCACCCUGUGCUUAAUGUGAUUCCAUUAUUAUUUGUUAUUGUGUCUUUGAUAAGAGGUUAAUUCAGAAUUUCAGAGAUGUUUGUACGAAUAGAUGAUUUGAUGUAAAUCAUCCUGUUUGUUUAGAUGACAGAUACAGUAAAUACUGUACAAACACUGUUACACUGUUUGAAGUAAUGCUUUCUCCCCAUUACAUUUCUCAAUGUAGUAUUCCAUGUCUGGUCAUUUGCCACACAUUCACAGGCGUAUUUUGUUGUUGUGAUGUUUUCUCGGACCAGUGGUCAGCUGUAGGUCCUAUCUUGCAUUUCUGGGCUCUGUAUUGUACUACUUGACUGAGUUGAUGACUUUGGUGGUAAUAAAAUAUA